Balaenoptera musculus (blue whale) is the source of this 2504-nucleotide messenger RNA. It is a transcript of the gene RGS6, whose product is annotated as regulator of G protein signaling 6. The record is from RefSeq and is a predicted model, not a curated record. Gene Ontology annotation, biological process: intracellular signal transduction; regulation of G protein-coupled receptor signaling pathway; G protein-coupled receptor signaling pathway. NCBI's taxonomy places the organism in Eukaryota, Metazoa, Chordata, Mammalia, Artiodactyla, Balaenopteridae. Gene Ontology annotation, molecular function: GTPase activator activity.
CCGCCCCCAAGAAGCUGCCGGCCCCUUGAUCCCUGGGCUCCUCUAGCUUUACCAUGAACCUGGCGCAAGCUUGGCGUUAGGAGAAAUUCAGAAACCGGAGGGGGAGUCAAGGCAAUUCUUUGGUUGCUAAGUGUGAGUGAAGACACCCAGGAUGGCUCAGGGAUCCGGGGAUCAAAGAACAGUGGAGAUUGCAGACCCAGAGGAGAGUUCUCCAAAUAUGAUAGUCUACCGCAAAAUUGAAGACAUCAUUACAAAGAUGCAAGAUGACAAGACAGGUGGUGUGCCUAUCAGAACAGUCAAGAGCUUUCUCUCCAAAAUUCCCAGUGUUGUCACAGGUACUGACAUUGUGCAGUGGCUUAUGAAGAACCUCUCCAUUGAGGACCCAGUUGAAGCAAUACACUUGGGAAGCCUCGUAGCUGCCCAGGGCUACGUCUUUCCGAUCUCGGACCAUGUUCUCACCAUGAAGGAUGAUGGCACCUUUUAUCGUUUCCAGGCCCCGUACUUCUGGCCUUCAAACUGCUGGGAGCCUGAAAACACUGACUAUGCCAUCUACCUCUGUAAGAGGACAAUGCAGAAUAAAGCAAGGCUGGAACUGGCAGAUUAUGAGGCAGAAAACUUAGCAAGACUCCAGAGGGCCUUUGCAAGGAAGUGGGAAUUCAUCUUUAUGCAAGCAGAAGCACAAGUAAAGAUUGAUCGGAAAAAGGACAAGACAGAGAGGAAAAUUUUGGAUAGUCAAGAACGAGCCUUUUGGGAUGUCCACAGGCCAGUGCCAGGCUGUGUGAACACAACAGAAAUGGAUAUCAGAAAAUGUCGACGUUUGAAGAACCCACAAAAGGUUAAAAAGUCAGUGUACGGCGUGACGGAAGAAUCCCAGUCGCAAAGCCCAGUGCACGUCCCCAGUCAGCCAAUCAGGAAAACUACAAAAGAGGACAUCCGGAAACAGAUAACAUUUUUGAAUGCACAGAUUGACAGGCAUCGUUUAAAAAUGUCCAAAGUGGCUGAAAGCUUAAUUGCUUACACAGAACAGUAUGUGGAAUACGACCCUUUGGUCACGCCAGCUGAGCCGUCCAAUCCCUGGAUCAGUGACGAUAUUGCUUUAUGGGACAUAGAGAUGAGCAAAGAGCCCAGCCAGCAGCGAGUAAAGAGAUGGGGCUUCUCUUUCGACGAGAUAUUGAAGGACCAGGUGGGGCAGGACCAGUUUCUACGAUUUCUGGAGUCAGAAUUCAGUUCCGAAAACCUCAGGUUCUGGUUGGCUGUCCAAGAUCUCAAGAAACAACCCCUACAAGAUGUGGCCAAGAGGGUGGAAGAAAUCUGGCAAGAGUUUCUGGCCCCCGGAGCCCCAAGUGCAAUCAAUCUGGAUUCUCACAGCUACGAGAUAACCAGUCAAACUCAAGAUGGAGGGAGAUACACAUUCGAAGAUGCCCAGGAGCACAUCUACAAGCUGAUGAAGAGUGACAGCUAUGCCCGCUUCCUCCGGUCAAACGCUUACCAGGACUUGCUGCUCGCCAAGAAGAAGCCAGAAAGUGAGCAAGGUCGUAGAACUUCCUUAGAAAAGUUCACUCGCAGUGUGUGCUGCUGGCGCAGAGUCAGAAUGGCUGCUGCAUUUCACCCCCGAGGUGGCUUCCUUCCAGCAGUGGGGAAAGUCGCUGGCGGGCAAGCGCCUCACCGGCCUGAUGCAGUCCUCCUGACGGUCCCCCCCGCAGGGCCCGGGCCCGAGGACCACGCGGGCAGCCGGCCGCGCUCCACAUCUGCAGACAGAGUUUCCCUGCGGGGAGAUUUGGUCACUGUGAAAGAGAAAGAGUGAGGGCCGUGAUGGACAACGGUGGGGAGACGCGGUGGGUGAACCAGAGGGAGGCCAGAAAGAGAGUCCACGGAACCUGGGGUCGGCCGGGUAGAAGCCCCUGUUUACAACCCUCUCUUCCUUGUAUAGUCGCGUGCCGACACCCCACUCUCUAGGAGGUCCUGGUCCCUAACACGUUCAGGGGAGAGCACCCGGUGGGACUCCCGCUGUGACUGUCAGCUGAGGUUAUAUUCUGACUCUCAUCACUCCUCCCGCCGUCUGGGGGAUCACGCUUUCCAGCAAACUCAAGAGGACCACUGGCCCUGAGCACAUCCAGUAUUACAUCCCACCACCUCUCCGGUGCACCCAUGGCACCCCGCUAGUUACACCACUGUGUCCCGACCGCCUCCCCCCUCCCGCCUCCCCCACCUCUGCGGCCGCUGCGCGUAAGGAGCCGGGACCAGGCUGCCCGCACACCACGCGCCCCAAUCGCAUCGUCAGCACUGAGCCAUCUCCUGGACUGCAGCACCUCGAGUUCUUCCAACCCCCUUGCAGGCCACCUUUCAAAGAGGUCUCCACAGGCGCUGGCGGCUGCCCUCUGCUCCUGCCAAACGUCUCAAGGGUCCAACACCAGAGGAAGCACUGGUGUUGAUGAAAGAGCUUGUGGUUUAACAGCCGUGAAGGUUCUGACCAUCUUUUAAAUUUUUUAUUAUUUUGUAAUUUA